This is a messenger RNA of Myotis myotis, 5234 nucleotides long. It is a transcript of the gene HEPHL1, whose product is annotated as hephaestin like 1. The transcript has 20 exons. The record is from RefSeq and is a predicted model, not a curated record. Bases 8 to 3493 code for a protein of 1161 amino acids. Gene Ontology annotation, molecular function: copper ion binding; ferroxidase activity. Lineage: Eukaryota; Metazoa; Chordata; Mammalia; Chiroptera; Vespertilionidae. Gene Ontology annotation, biological process: iron ion transport. Gene Ontology annotation, cellular component: plasma membrane.
UUCACAAAUGCCUUGGAAGCAGCAGGCUGCCUGCAUCCUUCUCAUCACAUUCCUGGGUGUGUCUGGGCUGGUUGGCGCAGUUACCAGAACAUACCACAUUGGGAUUGUGGAAGAAUACUGGGACUAUGUACCCCAGGGGAAGAACGUUAUUACUGGGAAAAGUUUCGCAGAAGACAAACUUGCAACCUUAUUUCUCGAAAGCGGGCCCAACAGGAUAGGUGGUCUUUACAAAAAGGCUGUUUACAGACACUACACAGAUGAGACGUACUCCACGGAGAUCCCCAAACCGCCCUGGCUUGGAUUCCUGGGCCCCAUCUUGAGGGCUGAAGUGGGGGACGUGAUUGUCAUCCAUUUAAAGAACUUUGCUUCCCGACCUUACUCUUUGCAUCCCCAUGGUGUUUUCUACAACAAAGACUCGGAAGGAGCCUUGUACCCAGAUGGGACGUCUGGAAAGAACAAAAAUGAUGAUAUGGUUCCUCCUGGCAAAAACUACACCUACGUCUGGCCCGUGAGAGAAGAAUAUGCUCCUGCUCCAGCCGACGCCAACUGCCUGACCUGGGUGUACCAUUCGCACAUCGACGCCCCUAAGGACAUCUGCUCUGGGCUCAUUGGCCCGCUGCUGGUGUGCAAGGAAGGUGUCCUGAACAAACAUUCAGGGACAAGGACGGAUGUGGACCAAGAGUUCAUCAUAAUGUUUACCCUGGUGGAUGAGAAUCAGAGCUGGUACCUCGAUGAAAAUAUCAGGCAUUUCUGCACUGAGCCUGACUCAGUUGACAAGGAAGAUGCUGUUUUCCAGAGGAGUAACAAAAUGCAUGCCCUCAAUGGAUACCUCUUUGGGAACUUCCCCGAGCCUGAGAUGUGCGCUGGUGAAUCAGUGUCCUGGCACCUAUUUGGGAUGGGGAAUGAGAUAGACAUCCAUUCCAUCUAUUUCUAUGGUAACACCUUCAUCAGCCGAGGGCAUCGGACUGACGUUGUCAACCUGUUCCCAGCCACCUUCCUGACAACAGAAAUGAUAGCUGAGAAUCCUGGGAAGUGGAUGAUAACCUGCCAAGUCAGUGAUCACCUACAAGCUGGUAUGCUGGGGCAAUACAAUGUUGGUAACUGCAAAAACAGUAUUUCUCAUCCCAAGAUGAAGGGUGGACAAAGGCACUACUUUAUAGCAGCUGAAAAAAUUCUUUGGGAUUAUGGUCCUCAAGGUUAUAACAAAUUCAGUGGUCUUCCCCUAAAUGCCUCUGGCAGUGACUCUGAGCUCUACUUCACACAAGGGGACAACAGAAUAGGAGGAAAAUAUUGGAAGGCUCAAUAUAUAGAGUAUGUUGAUGCAACUUUCACUCGAAGAAAGAGACUCUCUGAGGCAGAAGCCCAUCUUGGAAUUCUUGGCCCAGUCAUCAGGGCAGAGGUGGGCGAUACCCUGACAGUGACCUUUGCCAACAAAGCUGACAAAGUCUACAGUAUUUUGCCCCAUGGCGUGGUCUAUGACAAGGCCUCUGAUGCAGCCCCAAACAUAGAUGGAUUUGUGAAACCAGGGGCACAUGUUAAGCCGGGGGAAACCUUCACGUACAGAUGGACAGUGCCUGAAAGCGUAAGCCCCACAGCUGCUGACCCUCCCUGUCUGACCUACCUUUACUUCUCAGCAGUUGAGCCAAUCAAGGACACCAGCGCUGGCCUUGUAGGGCCAUUGCUAGUCUGUAAAAAAGGUGCUCUCAAUGCUGAUGGCACACAGAAAGGAAUAGACAAGGAAUUUUACCUACUGUUCACAGUCUUUGAUGAGAAUCUGAGUAGGUAUCUUGAUGAAAACAUUCAGAAGUUCACCCUGCGUCCCUUCAGUGUUGACAAAGAGGACAAAGAGUUUGUGAAGUCCAAUCGGAUGCAUGCUAUUAAUGGUUAUAUGUAUGGCAACCAGCCGGGCCUUAACAUGUGCAAAAAGGACAGAGUUUCCUGGCAUAUGAUUGGAAUGGGCACUGACACCGACAUGCACGGAGUUUAUUUUCAAGGCAACACCAUCCACCUUCGAGGCACUCACCGUGACACCCUGGCCCUGUUUCCCCACACCUCUACGACGGCAUUCAUGCAGCCGGACUAUGCAGGUAUUUUCAGGGUGUUUUGUUCCACCAUGCACCACUUCACGAGAGGCAUGAAUCAGAUAUACGAGGUCAACAGCUGCGGCAACAAGGACCCUUCAGAGCAGCCGUACGGGAUGAUAAGAACCUUUUACAUCGCCGCUGAAGAGGUAGAAUGGGAUUAUGCCCCUAACAAAAACUGGGAGUUCGAAAAGCAGCACUUGGACGCAGGAGGGGAAAGACAUGGAGAUAUAUUUAUGAACCACACUGAAAACUGGAUUGGCUCUCAGUACAAGAAGGUGGUUUACAGGGAAUACACCGAUGGAGAAUUUGUCGAGAUCAAAGCCCGGCCACCUCGAGAGGAGCACUUAGAACUGCUGGGCCCAAUGAUACAUGCCGAGGUGGGUGACUCUAUCCUGAUCAUAUUUAAGAACAAAGCAGAUCGGCCCUACUCCAUCUCAGCCCAUGGUGUGGAGAACACGGAGAGUGGGAAGCGACUCCAAGUGUCCAUGACAAAGCCAGGAGAAGUAAAAACUUACAUAUGGAAUGUCCCUAAAAGGUCAGGUCCAGGGCCAUCUGACCCAAAUUGUAUUCCAUGGGUUUACUAUUCAACAGUAAACUUUGUGAAGGAUACAUAUAGUGGUUUGAUGGGCCCUCUGAUUAUAUGCAGAGAAGGCGUGUUGAAUGAAAAAGGAAGAAGAAGCGAUGUUGAUUAUGAAUUUGCUCUCUUGUUUUUGAUAUUUGAUGAGAAUGAAUCUUGGUAUCUGGACGACAAUAUUAAGAAGUAUCUCAAUAAAGAUCCACGAGAUUUUAAGCGCACUGAUGAUUUUGAGGAGAGCAACAGAAUGCAUGCUAUUAAUGGAAAGAUUUUUGGGAAUCUCCAUGGCCUCAUCAUGAAUGAAGAUACAAUGACAAACUGGUAUUUGUUAGGAAUGGGAAGUGAAGUGGAUAUACAUACCAUCCAUUAUCAUGCUGAGAGCUUUCUUUUCAAAAUAGAUAAAUCUUACCGAGAAGAUGUGUAUGACCUCUUUCCUGGGACAUUCCAAACCAUCGAACUGUUUGCAGAUCACCCAGGGACAUGGCUGAUACACUGUCAUGUAUCCGAUCACAUCCAUGCUGGCAUGGAAACAACCUAUACAGUCCUUCGGAACAUAGACAACAGGAUUCCUUACUCCACCAAGUCUCCUUCUGGAGGAGCCUCCCAUCCAGCCACCACCGCGCCCUCCCACGAAGAGCCUGUCAAGGAGCAACUCUAUUUCUUUGGCAAGAAUCUGAGUCCCAGAGGAGCUAAAGCAGCCUUGGUCAUCCUGUUCAUCAUUGGACUCCUCCUCCUGAUUGUCACCAUGACCCUGUCCCUCAGACUGCGCUCUGCACGGAAGCAGGUGGCCUACCAGGCGGUGCAGUCCUGCGCGCUCCCCACCGACGCCCUGUGAGCGGCUGCUCUUGCUCCGCAGGGGAACUGGACAAGGCAUGGUUCACCAAGGAAGGUCCACACUGUACCCUGGAUGGGCGCUCAUCCUCGGGAACACAGUCAAAGCAAUUUGCUUUUAGUUAUUUGUUUUUAAAUGGGCUGUGCGUAAUCCUCAGGUAUGAAAUACAGAGAGAGGAGAAUGGGUGUGACUGACAGGCCUGUUCUCAGAAUACAUUUGCUGAAGUGUGGAUUCCCUUUGAAAGAUGUCUUUCGUUUCCAGCUCUCACACUUCUUAGAUUAGACAGUGAGUGCUUCCUUAGCUAACCGUCGAAGUUCUCAGAUGGACAGCUUCUGGAAAGUUAUGCUGCCUCCGACAUCUAACUGGAACAGCACUGGUUUCUCAACCCCGUUAAACAAGAUGCUUCCUUUCGCUGUUCCAGGGAAAAGACCUUUCUCAGGAGUUCAUGGAAAUGUCUGUCAGUAUCUGCUGAUAGAAUCUGACCAAGUGAAUAUUUCAGAGCGUUAGCCAGCUCUCCCGGCCUUUUCCACUUGAAUAUAAACAGCUGGCACACUAUUUGUUACAGAAGGCAAAGUUAUACGCAUUUUUAAAAUAUUGGUGCUAUUUUUAUGCAAACUGAUAGAGAUACUUGAAUGUGUAUGACUCACUUUAUGUUAUUAGUUUUUACCGUCUGUUUCUAUGGCAAUGUUUGUAUUUUCAAGAAUCAACUAGAGAACUUGAAUCUGUGUUUCAGAAAGUGGAGGGCUGGAAUCUGAAACAGGGGGUUAGGUUCUCGCAUGGUGAGUCAGGGCUCUCCGAGAGUUUUGAGAGAGCUUCUAAGAUGGAAGGAAACUUUGCAGGAGGCGAGUCUGGGCUUGAGUCUUGAGUCUGAUUUUUUAUUCACUUCGGGGUUCUUUCCAAGUCUCCAUCUUCUAGGAAAUAAAAACAGUCUCAUCAUGUCAGGAACACCAGGAAGAACUCAGUGAUGCAGCUGACUGGUUGGGAGGAGAAGGGAACCUCAUAAAAUCCGUGAUUCUAUGCCUCUUAAAGACAUAGCCCCUUGUGAGAGAGGGGGGGAAAAAAAGGAAAGGCUAGAAAAAGAGAGUCCCAGUGGCAAUUAUUUACACCAUUAAAUCAGCUUUCAAAGGCUCAAAUGCAAAAAUAACAUAUUGAACAACUAAACUCAAUCCACUAUGAGGCAAUCCAUACUCUUUGUAUGCAUAAAGGUUAGGUGUAAGAUUAAUAAAAGCAAUAUUGUUUAUUACAACUAGACUGAGAAAUUGCCCUUAGUUCAGGGCAAGCUGCUCUGUGAUGCCAAUGCCGAUGCCAGACUAGUGACAGUAGAACAUCUGCCCUAGCCAUGGAUCACUUGGAUGUCCAGAUGAAUGAGUAGGAUCUAAUAAAUACUGGUGGAGGGAACUUUCAUACUUUCUGUCUUCAUCUUGGUGAGGGGAAAUGGGAUUUGGUAGAAGCUAGCUUUACCUAAGACAGGAUGUGAAUGCUAAUAGUUCUGUUCCUUGUUUGGUUGAAUGCUCUAUCAAGCAGGGGUUUGAACUCCACCCUGCUAACCACUGAUAAUGUGAUUUUGUAAUAGGUGCUCUAUAGUUUUCAUACAGGUGUAGACUGCAUCAUUUCAUCAUAAUGAUUAUGAGAAAUGUCUUAUUUAUAACUCACUUAGACGACAAAUUAUAUAGUUGUAAGUUUUUUCCCUUUUCUCUUAGUUUAUUAUUUUUUUUAAUGAACAUGAAACCACACAGUAGUUUGA